GUCCAGGUCCGAAGGAACAACUCUCGCCUUGGCCUUCGCUCUUCGCUCUUUUCUCAGAAACGCAACCUACUCUUUUAAUAAAUCCAUUCCCCAACCUCCACAUUUCUAUCUCUAUCGAGCUCCAUAUCCUCGCCUUCUUUAUUCAUUUUGUAUGGCAAGCAAGGGAUCUCCCCUUCCUUUCUUAUUUUUUGCGCCCUCGGCGCAAUAAAACACCAGCACGCCCGAUAUCUCUUUCAUGAUCAUGUAUAUAUGCCGUCAUUGUGGAUCAGCCAAUGGACUUCGGAGAGGCUCCUUCAAGCUCGCUGCACCCUCAAAGCCGAUAUUGCCAUGGCCACUUUUGCCACGAGUAUAUCCUCAGCCUUCUCAGGCUCUCCUCGCUGGCACAGUUGCGCCUUCACGGUUCGCGAGUUCCUCCAGAUUACUCUCAGCCGGGGUGGCGACUCAAACAUCAGCAGCCAUUACUGCCGUGAGUCCUCAGCAUUAUCCUAGAAUUGCCCAAGUAAAAACCGUUAAGGCACACUCAGAACUAUCAUCAUCACCACCACCACCGAUGUCGAACAAGGAGAGGCGCAGGCACAUUAAUACUAUCCGACGACGAAUCGAUAAAUUGGUCAGGCGUCUUGAUAUCGACAAUCUAUACCUCGAGUUCUGGAAGAUCAGCUGUACAGAGACACUGGAAGAUCAGCGGUCGAUCUGGAGCAAUGCGGACCAGGGACAUGCGCGACAAGAGUCCAUCUACAGGGCGUUUAAUUCUGGAGCGGAGCCAGUGCACCAAAGAUAUCCGUUGGAGCGGAUGAGCAAGGGCGAAGUUUUUCCGAUAUCCAGAUUUGCAAUACAACUGGACGCACCGGACAUGUCAGCAGGGUCCUCAGAACCAGCAGCAGGAAUUUCAUUAUCAGCAUCUUCAUCAGCAUCUUCAUCGGCAUCUUCAUCAGUAUCUUCAUCAGCAUCGGCAUUACAAUCGGCAACAGAAUCGAUAUCAGCAUCGAUAUCUAUAGCAGCAACUCAAAAAAUCCACACGAUACGCUUCAUACACCAAUCUCAUCCCCGACGACUCCUUCAGAUCCACCAUUAUUUCGAACAGGUUCUUAACCUGAAGAUUGCAUAUUACUCCCGGAUCGCCCUCCUCGUCGCGUUUUCAUCCAGGGGCGACAUGAUUACGACCAACAAACUCUUUCAACGCUUCCAAAAGUCACCCGCCAAUGUACCAGAACACUAUCAGGACAACGAUCAUCAAAGUGACAGCGACCAUACUGGGGGCGUCGGUAAGGAAAUGUAUUCGGCCGUUAUUCGCGGCCUCGUCGGACGAAACUUCCAGGACUCGGAACAUCGCCCUUACUAUGUCUCCAAGGAUCCAGGCACCGGAAUCAGGAACCAUGGAACAACGCAGAUGCACGCAGCCCUGGAACUCUUCUACGAUCUCUUACGCAAGGGUGGGACCCCAACUUUCGAAACGUACCAUUCGCUGAUCGUUGGCAUGUCGACUUUCAAGAAUGACAUGGAGGCAGCGGAGCUACUGCUCGACCACAUGAUUAUUCACAAAAAAAAACCCUACGUUCAAGUGCUACAUGUCAUGUGCAGAGAGUAUACCCGCCGGAGAGACUUUGCCGCCGCAGAACGGAUCUUUAGAAUGUUGCGGGAAUACAGUAUCCGACCUAAUGCACUUACCUGCAAUCUGAUGCUGCGCGCGGUAUUCCAGUUGUCCAAUGUCCAGGCGCUGCAGUACCUCGACAAACCCACCUCCACAACCCCUACUACUGGGCAUUCGACUUUGGAGCAUGGUCAACAGGACGUGGACUCAAAAGACUUGAAUGCCAAGGCCCGUCAAUUAAAACGCCAAAAGAUUAAGGAGCUGCGGGAAUAUAUGCGCGAGAUUGGGACUGCACCGGACGAGGUGACAUUCAGCAUAUUGUUCUAUGGAUUCGGACAUAUAGAGGGCGGCUAUCCGGACCUAGAGGAGACUAUGAAGGAAAUGGCACGGGACCCAUCGCCCAUCAAACCCAACUUGGUCGUCUUGAACUCGCUGCUCUUUGCGAAUCUGAAUCACGGUAGACUCAAAACUGCAGAGUCGAUCUUGGACCAGAUGUUGUCAUCGACACAUCCUGGCGACGCAUUUGAGAACGGCCGAAGGUCCAAGAAGCAGGCCAUGAGUCCUUUCCAGAGACAAGGGCAACAGGAGCAAGAAAUAGAGGAGGACAAAGGGCGAUGGCCCCGAAGCGACUCCAGCGGUGGCGCACAGAGCGGACAAAGUAUGGUUCCAGGAAAAGGGACCUUUCAUGCAUUAAUGCUGGCACACGUCGAACGCGGAGAUGUCGAAGGAAUGGAGCGCGUGCUCGACAAGAUGAUCCAGGCACAGCAGGAACAGCAGCGGCUCCAUCAAGACCGGUUACGAUCUCGUAGUAUACGAUUUCGAUCUCGUCUCAUUAUGAUUGAUCUGGAUGCGGAUGAGUACACGGCCAACAUCAUGCUUCUGGGCUAUAUCCUUAAACGGGACUUUGAAAAGGUGGAUCAUAUCCAGAAAACGAUCCAUUCGCGACCGGAUUGGAAGACAAGCUCAUUAUUCUGGGAUCGGGAAGAGAGUCGGCAGAAGCUUCUUGCGUUCGUAGGACAUCAGAGCUCCAGGGCUAUUGUAGAACGGUCGUUACAGGAGCAUGAUCAUGAUCUGGGUGGGGGCUCUCCGUUGGUAUCGUCCUCGAAGAAGAUGACAGUAUUUGAUCCGUUGAGCGGCAAUGUCGAUGAGGAACUGGAUGAUGAUAUCGAGAUUGACGUGACAACACUUUCGGCCAAGCUUCUGGGUCUGAUCCAUUCGUCUCCUGUAUCAACAUCAUCGCCAUCGUCAUCUUUAUUAUCAUCAUCAUCAUCAUCAUCAUCAUCCUCAUAGACCAAAUAAAAUACAAUUUUGGUUAC
Gamsiella multidivaricata is the source of this 2907-nucleotide messenger RNA. RefSeq lists its product as uncharacterized. Bases 236 to 2881 code for a protein of 881 amino acids. Gene Ontology annotation, molecular function: protein binding. Lineage: Eukaryota; Fungi; Mortierellomycota; Mortierellomycetes; Mortierellales; Mortierellaceae. The transcript has a single exon. The record is from RefSeq and is a predicted model, not a curated record.